CUUCCAGUUCAAUGGGGUUUAUUCGAGUGCUUGCGAUCAUAGUGUGUUCACAGAUGGCCUGCCGGACAAGUUUUCAAUGAAUAUUCUAGGUCUUUACAGUCAAAUGCCCAAAUUCACGGCAAUUAUGGAUAUAAUUCGUUUGUUAUGGAUAAUACGGAUUGUGUGGGCUGUUGAAGAUGUGUUGAUGGACUCCACAACGGCAACGGCAGAGCUGGGCUGGACGAUAUAUCCAUCACUGGGGUGGGAAGAGGUGAGUGGCUAUGACGAGAAGAUGAACACCAUCCGCACCUACCAGGUGUGUAACGUCUUCAACGCCAACCAGAACAACUGGGUGCGCACCAAAUACAUCCAGCGGCGGGGAGCCCAGCGGAUCCACGUGGAAAUGAAGUUCUCCGUGCGAGACUGCAGCAGCAUCCCUAACGUCACUGGCUCUUGCAAGGAGACUUUUAAUCUAUACUACUUUGAGGCUGACAGGGACGUAGCCACCAAGGUGUAUCCCGCAUGGAUGGAGAACCCUUGGAUCAAGGUGGAUACCAUUGCGGCCGAUGAGAGUUUCUCCCAGGUGGACCUGGGCGGUCGUGUGAUGAAGAUCAACACGGAAGUACGCAGCUUCGGGCCUGUGUCCCGCAAAGGUUUCUUCUUGGCUUUCCAGGACUAUGGAGCAUGCAUGUCACUCAUCGCUGUGAAGGUUUUCUAUCGCAAAUGCCCCCGAGUUAUUCGGAAUGGGGCCAUCUUUGAGGAGACCUUGUCAGGUGCGGAGAGCACCUCUCUGGUCUCUGCCCGGGGCAGUUGUGUACCUAAUGGAGAGGAAGUGGAUGUUCCCAUUAAACUGUACUGCAAUGGAGAUGGGGAGUGGCUGGUACCUAUUGGGCGCUGUGUGUGCAAGGCCGGUUAUGAGUCUGUGGACAACGGGACUGUGUGUAGAGCAUGUCCAUUUGGGUCCUUCAAAGCAUCUCAAGGGGACCAGCAGUGUCUCCAGUGUCCCAUCAACAGCCGCACUACCAGCGAGGGUGCGACCAACUGUGUGUGCCGCAGUGGAUACUACCGUGCAGACUCUGACCCUCUACAGAUGCCCUGUACCACGGUUCCGUCUGCACCCCAGAGAGUGAUUUCUAGUGUGAACGAGACUUCCCUGCGGCUGGAGUGGGAUCCGCCGAAAGAGAGCGGAGGCCGGGAGGAUGUGGUCUAUAACAUCAUCUGCAAGAGCUGCGGUUCGGGUCGAGGAGCCUGCACUCGCUGCGGUGACAAUGUGCAGUUUGUGCCCCGCCAACUGGGCCUGACCGAUCCCCGGGUCCACAUCAGUGACCUGCUGGCCCACACGCAGUACACCUUUGAGAUCCAGGCUGUGAAUGGAGUGUCUGACCAGAGUCCCUUCUCACCUCAGUUCACCGCUGUCAACAUCACCACAAACCAGGCCGCUCCAUCUGCUGUGUCGAUCAUGCAUCAGGUCAGUCGAACUGUGGACAGUAUCACAUUGUCCUGGUCCCAACCAGACCAGCCCAAUGGAGUCAUUUUGGACUAUGAGCUACAAUAUUAUGGGAAGAAUACAGCAGGGUCUAACUCCUCUGUACUGCGGAGUCAGACUAAUACAGCAGUUAUCCGUGGCCUGAAGCCAGGGACCAUCUACGUGUUCCAGGUGCGGGCCAGAACAGUGGCGGGCUUUGGACGUUUAAGUGGGAAGAUGUACUUCCAAACAAUGACUGAAGAGGAGUACAGCUCCAGCCUGCAGGAGAAACUGCCCCUCAUAAUCGGCUCUGCUGCUGCUGGUGUUGUUUUUCUCAUCGCUGUGGUUGUGCUCAUUAUCGUCUGUAAUCGGAGAGGAAGUGACAGGACUGAAUCUGAAUACACUGACAAACUUCAGCAUUACACCAGCGGCCACAUGUCUCCAGGAAUGAAGAUCUACAUUGAUCCUUUCACAUAUGAGGAUCCCAAUGAGGCAGUGCGCGAGUUCGCCAAAGAAAUAGACGUGACCUGUGUGAAAAUCGAGCAGGUCAUUGGUGCAGGUGAGUUUGGAGAGGUAUGCAGCGGUAAUCUCAGGCUUCCUGGGAAGAGGGAGAUUCUGGUGGCCAUUAAGACUCUGAAAUCAGGCUACACUGAGAAGCAGCGGCGGGACUUCCUGAGCGAAGCCAGCAUCAUGGGCCAGUUUGACCACCCCAACAUCAUCCACCUGGAAGGAGUGGUGACCAAGAGCACUCCAGUAAUGAUCAUCACUGAAUUCAUGGAGAACGGAUCACUGGACUCCUUCCUUCGGCAAAACGAUGGCCAGUUCACUGUCAUCCAGUUGGUUGGCAUGCUGCGUGGCAUUGCAGCUGGCAUGAAGUACCUCUGUGACAUGAACUACGUACAUCGUGAUCUGGCUGCCCGCAACAUCCUGGUUAACAGCAAUCUAGUCUGCAAAGUAUCCGAUUUUGGGCUUUCUCGCUUUUUGGAAGAUGACACGUCAGAUCCUACAUACACAAGUGCCCUGGGAGGGAAAAUUCCAAUACGAUGGACUGCUCCCGAGGCCAUUCAAUACAGGAAGUUCACAUCCUCGAGUGAUGUGUGGAGCUAUGGCAUCGUAAUGUGGGAGGUUAUGUCCUAUGGAGAGCGACCUUACUGGGACAUGAGCAAUCAAGAUGUAAUAAAUGCUAUCGAGCAGGAUUAUAGGUUACCUCCUCCUAUGGACUGUCCAAAUGCACUGCACCAGCUAAUGUUGGACUGCUGGCAGAAGGACAGAAACAACCGGCCGAAGUUCAAUCAGAUUGUUAACACUCUGGAUAAGAUGAUCCGUAAUCCUGGCAGCCUGAAGGCCACCACCCCUCUCUCUUCGGGCGUACAUCUACCUCUGCUGGACCGCAGCACACCAGACUUCUCCAGCUUCAGCACAGUGGAUGAAUGGCUGGACGCUAUCAAAAUGGGCCAGUACAAAGAGAACUUUGCCAAUGAAGACCUCACUACCUUUGAAGCCGUGUCUCAGAUGACUAUGGAUGACAUUCUGAGGGUGGGAGUCACACUAGCAGGCCACCAGAAGAAGAUUCUCAACAGUGUGCAGAUGAUGCGAGCCCAAAUGAACCAGAUCCAGUCAGUGGAGGUUUGAUUCUUAAGAGGGGAGGAUGGGACUAGCCUGUGCACACCAGACCCCUGUGGACCUUCUCACAGAAAGACGCCCCCCUCAGCGAGCCCUCUGUCCAGAGCCCAGCAGUCACUUUCUCUAGGGAUGAUCAAGAACAGAUCUCCGCAAGACCGCUUUGGUCUCGAUACUGCACCAGCACUCUGAAGGCAACCUGUAGUCUUUGCAAUGGCCAAAAUGAUCCAUAGAUGUCAUUCUGGCUACAUUUACAUGCAGGUCCAUAUUCCAGUAUUAUCUCUGACUUUGCAGUAUUUCUAUUCUAUGAAACCACAUAAAAGCCUCUCAUGUUGGUAUAUCUAUUAUGCAUUUCUAAUUUAAGGUGGCGGCUUUGUUAAAUAUAAAAAAAGAAUUGCCUUUUUUUUUUGCUCUAUUUAAUUAAUAGAUUUAA
Carassius auratus (goldfish) is the source of this 3497-nucleotide messenger RNA. Its product is annotated as ephrin type-B receptor 2-like. Gene Ontology annotation, biological process: protein phosphorylation; axon guidance; ephrin receptor signaling pathway. Lineage: Eukaryota; Metazoa; Chordata; Actinopteri; Cypriniformes; Cyprinidae. The record is from RefSeq and is a predicted model, not a curated record. Gene Ontology annotation, molecular function: transmembrane-ephrin receptor activity; protein binding; ATP binding. Gene Ontology annotation, cellular component: dendrite; plasma membrane. The coding region runs from base 77 to 3076 and encodes 999 amino acids. The transcript has 16 exons.